UGGUCUACGGACUACGCUCCCACUUCUCGGUCUUCAGUUUUUCACACUUCACAGUACCUAUAAAAAUAAUAAUAUUAUAUUGUUAUUAUUUAUUAACUUAUUCGCAAUACGUUCGUCCACAGACCACAGUUGUACACACUCAGUCGCUCGAGCCGGUCGAUCUUCUCUUAUUCUCUAUUUAUAUUGUAAUUUCUUUUCAACUCGGCCAUGCGUUUGGGUACAGUCAUUCCGGACUUCUCUGCCGUCACCACCAAAGGUCCGAUAAACUUCUACGAAUGGGUCGGUGAAUCAUGGUGCGUUUUGUUUUCUCAUCCCUCUGAUUUCACACCGGUAUGCACCACCGAAUUAGGCAAAAUGGCCGUGCUGGUAGACGAAUUCACAAAACGCAGUGUCAAAGUCUUGGGUCUGUCAUGUGAUAAAUUGGAAAGCCACGUAGAUUGGAUAAAUGACAUCAAAUCAUAUUGUCUAGACAUUAAGGGAGAAUUCCCAUAUCCCAUUAUUAGUGACAGCACGCGGGACUUGGCUGUACAACUAGAUAUGAUCUCCGAGGAAGACAAAGACAAUGUUGAGUUGGCAUUGACCAUUCGAUCUCUUUACAUAAUUGGACCCGACAAGAAGGUUAAACUCAUGAUGGUUUACCCGACCAGCACUGGUCGUAAUAUUCAAGAAAUUUUACGUUGCAUUGAUUCACUCCAGUUGUGUGAUAGAAAAAAUACCAUUGCUACACCUGCAAAUUGGGUGCCCGGUGAAAAAGUUAUGAUCCUGCCAACAGUAAAAGAUGAAGACCUCGAUACACUCUUUCCAAAUGGUUAUGAAAAACGCUCAAUGCCUUCUUCAGUUGAUUACUUAAGAACAACUACUGAUUAUUAAAAUACAUCAUUGUUUGAGUGUUAUUCACAUUUAUUUAAAAGAGAUUUAUUUUUUUAUAUAAAUUAUGAUUUGUUAAAACUAUAGUUUAUAAUAUUAAUUGAUUAAAUAAACAUUAUACAUAAUAUAAUCAA
Molecule: messenger RNA, 1001 nt
Organism: Metopolophium dirhodum (rose-grain aphid)
Lineage: Eukaryota; Metazoa; Arthropoda; Insecta; Hemiptera; Aphididae
Product: peroxiredoxin-6-like
Exons: 5
Coding region: 208-870 (220 amino acids)
Biological process (GO): cell redox homeostasis; cellular oxidant detoxification
Cellular component (GO): mitochondrion; cytosol
Molecular function (GO): peroxiredoxin activity
Source: RefSeq, a predicted model, not a curated record